AUGUCUCGCUCGCCGAAUCUACUCCAAGGCACGGACUACGCGAUAGCAAUGUCCCCGGUUGUGGACACCGUCAACGAGCCUACCAUCGAAGGACGAGCGAUUCGUGCGCAGUGGAUCGUGUACACGUCUGCUGCCGUCGCUAUGUUGGAAGCUUUCCAGUAUGGUUGGUCGAGUCACCAGAUCAGUCUCCACAAAUUCAACAACACCGAUGAUUGCAACGCUCGUCCGGUGGUUGAGGGGACUUGCAUUAUGUUCCCUGGACACACUAAGACCACGUGGACUUUGCUGUCCAACGCAUGGAUUGUCGGAGGUAUGGUAGGCAGUUUUCUAUCGGGUAUCCCGUCCAACAAGUACGGGCGUCGGAUGACUCAUCGCUUCAACACCGUCGUCAUGGUGCUGGCCUCGAUUUCAACCCCUCACAACCGUCACGCUCUCGGUACCAACACGCACUUGGCUGCCACACUCGGUAUCUUAGGUGUGGCGACGACGUUCUGGUACUGGAACACGACGUCCGGUAUCCGCUGGAUCGCUGCUAUCCCGAUCAUUCUCGCUGCCGGUUAUCUACUCUGCUCCUACUUCGUUAUGGUUGAGAGUCCUGUGUGGCUUGUUGCCAAGGGCCGUGAACAGGAAGCGGAGCGAGAGAUCGCUCGUUUGUACGGCAAAGAGAACGUUGAAGCCAUGAUGAGCUGGAUUCAAACUCGCGAACAACGAACCAAACUACCGUCUACUAUCAGUGGUGAGUCGGUGCAGAUGGAAGCGGAGCGUCCGUGGACGAUCUUGGCCAAACCAAAGUUCCGCAAGCAACUCGUAGUGACCUUGGGUCUCACAUGUAUCAACCAAUUGGUUGGAAUUAACGCCGUUUUCUGGUACUCGUCGUCUAUUUUGACUGGAGCUGGCAUCGAGGAUGCACGUCUCGGUGUGGUUAUCAUCGACAUUCUUCCCGUCGUUCAGGUACCGAUCGCUGCUUACGCUACACAGUUCCUACCGAAACGUCCGAUGCUUCGUUGGGGCAUCGCUAUUAUGGCCGUGUGCUGCAUCGGAAUGACGUUCUCUAUGGUCUACAGUGUCGGUUGGCUCUCCGUCACCAUGCUCGGUAUCUACGUGGUUGGCUACGACGUCAGCAUCGGCCCGUUGCUCUGGCCCAUGAUCGCUGAGCUCUUCCCAGACUCGGCGCGUGGUGGUGCUGUCGGGAUCUGCGUCUUCUUGAAGUGGACCUGCGCGCUCAUUAUCGGCAUCGCGUUCCCGUACAUCCAGGACGCCAUCACGGACUACAGCUUCACGCCGUUCCUGGCUACUACUUUUCUGUCGAUCAUCUUCAUCUACUUCAUGGUGCCGGAAACGUCGGACUUCACGAUCGCCGAGAUCCAAAAUGGCUUCCGUGGCGACGAGAACCUCCACUCGGUCAAAAGACAACAGUGA
Messenger RNA from Phytophthora infestans T30-4, 1419 nucleotides. RefSeq names its product Major Facilitator Superfamily (MFS). Gene Ontology annotation, molecular function: hexose transmembrane transporter activity. Gene Ontology annotation, cellular component: membrane. Lineage: Eukaryota; Oomycota; Peronosporomycetes; Peronosporales; Peronosporaceae. The coding region runs from base 1 to 1419 and encodes 472 amino acids. The record is from RefSeq and is a predicted model, not a curated record. Gene Ontology annotation, biological process: monosaccharide transmembrane transport. The transcript has 2 exons.